AUGCGUGCACCAAACACGCCCGCCUCUAUCUGUCUCUGUAUCUCAGCGUCCCAAAGUGUCAUGUCUCUUUUUCUUCCCAAUACAUAAACGACAAGAACACUUCCAAUUUUACUUGUUUUCUCUCCCCCCAAACACACCCUAAACCACCUUUACUACCAAUUCUUCCAUUUGUUUUGCGGGAAAAUUCGCAGAGCCGGAAAACCUGCACGAUUUUCCGGCGAAUUUCGGAAUUCACAAUCAUUGCAAAAUGGUGUCCCCAGAAAAUAUGAAUUGGCUUGCAGACUACGGCCUGAUCGAUGAAACCCCGGUUCUCGACGCGAAUUUCUCUGUCCCAGUUUCGGGUUUCUCAUGGCCCGUGCAAACCCUAAACGGUUCAUCUGAUGCCGGUGUGGAAAUUGAUGGACCUUUUGGGAAUUCUGAAGCUCAGAAGGAGUCCAGCUCCAAGAAGAGGGGUAGAUCUGAAUCAUGUGGUGCUUCUAGCUCCAAAGCAUGUAGGGAGAAGUUGCGGAGGGAUAGGCUAAAUGACAAGUUUUUGGAAUUGGGCUCUAUCUUAGAGCCUGGAAGACCUCCUAAAACAGACAAGGCUGCUAUUUUGGUUGAUGCCAUCCGGAGGGUGACUCAGUUACGAGGUGAAGCCCAAACACUGAAGGACUCAAAUUCAAGUCUUCAAGAGAAGAUCAAAGAGUUGAAGGCCGAAAAGAAUGAGCUUAGGGAUGAGAAGCAGAGGCUGAAGGCAGAGAAGGAGAAAUUGGAGCAACAGCUGAAAGCUGCAAAUUCACAAACUAGCUUCUUGCCUCCUCCUCCUGCAAUCCCUGCUGCAUUUGCUGCCCAAGGCCAAGCAUCUGGAAACAAGUUAGUGCCUUUCAUCGGUUACCCAGGAGUUGCUAUGUGGCAGUUUAUGCCACCUGCUGCAGUGGAUACUUCUCAAGAUCAUGUGCUCCGUCCACCCGUUGCUUAAGUUAGCAACCUACUGUGCAAAUCUGCUUGCAUUUGCACCUCCAACAAGAAAAAAAUGUAUUCAUUUUGUCAUUGUCUUGUCUGUACUAGUUGUUACUGAAAUCUUCUAACUGGAUUUGGUGGGUAACUUGUAGUAUGUUGCAAUACGGAUUUUCUAUGAAUUGUUGAUGGUACUGAUAUGUAUAUUUUAAUAAAUUUAUCUAGUAAAUCUAUGUUUCAAUCGGAUAAUUCA
Jatropha curcas is the source of this 1189-nucleotide messenger RNA. It is a transcript of the gene ILR3, whose product is annotated as basic helix-loop-helix (bHLH) DNA-binding superfamily protein. Gene Ontology annotation, biological process: intracellular iron ion homeostasis; regulation of DNA-templated transcription. Gene Ontology annotation, molecular function: DNA-binding transcription factor activity; protein dimerization activity. Lineage: Eukaryota; Viridiplantae; Streptophyta; Magnoliopsida; Malpighiales; Euphorbiaceae. The record is from RefSeq and is a predicted model, not a curated record.